Nothobranchius furzeri (turquoise killifish) is the source of this 917-nucleotide messenger RNA. It is a transcript of the gene cldc1, whose product is annotated as C-type lectin domain containing 1. Lineage: Eukaryota; Metazoa; Chordata; Actinopteri; Cyprinodontiformes; Nothobranchiidae. The record is from RefSeq and is a predicted model, not a curated record.
UUUUUCCUGAUAAAGAUGGAGGUUGCAGUUCUCAGGAGUACGGGGAUCUUCAGCCUGCUGGCAGACACAAUGAGUCCUCUGAAAGGUAACCUCGGCGCUGUCCUCUGCGUCCUUCUGGGCCUGCUGGUUCCUGAGCUCUCCUGUCAGGCCGACAAGAGUCCAGAAGCAGAAGCGGCCUUCCUGAAAGUGAGGCUUGCUCUGAUGAAGAACCACUACAGGCUCCUGUGUAACCAGUUCGCCAGCCUGGCUCUGAACUGCUCCGCUCCACCAAUCAACUGCACCGAGUGUCCUGAUGGAUGGCUUCAGGUCGAGGAUCAGUGUUUCCUCUUAAGCUCGGAAAAGCUGGAUUUUUCUUCCAGUGCGGGGAAAUGUAAAGACGUCGGUGCCCAUCUUGCCAUCUUGACCACCAGAGAACAGCAUGAAGCCGUGGAGAAAGAAGGCAGGAGGAUUGGAGGAUUUUACACAAACUACUGGAUCGGACUGAGCGAUGCUGAGAGUGAAGGAGAGUGGAGAUGGGUGGACAAGUCCGUGCUUAAAACUUCCUUCUGGAACGUCCAUAAAUCAGAACCAGACAACAACACCUCUGGUGGGCCAGAUGGAGAGGACUGUGUGGUGGUGGACAGCUACACCCAAAGCUGGUACGACGUUCCCUGUGACUUCCUGUAUCCUCGGAUCUGUCAGAAAGCCGCCAGCCCUCUGGUAUAAAGACCCCCCCACCCCAACGCAGAACCACAACUCAGCAGCUGCUGACGUUAAUAAUCUUUUAUUGAAAAGCUUUGUGGUACAUCUGUGAAAGCCAUGUGAAAUAUUUGUAUGUCUCACAGUUCGUUUUCAGGUUUAAGUGAAGCUCCAUUUGUGUUUCCAAGUGAUUUUGUUUGGAUUUUGAAAAAAUAAAGUUUCAUCAUGUGCAGAAAUAA